Molecule: messenger RNA, 1128 nt
Organism: Scaptodrosophila lebanonensis
Lineage: Eukaryota; Metazoa; Arthropoda; Insecta; Diptera; Drosophilidae
Gene: CAH14
Product: carbonic anhydrase 1
Exons: 2
Coding region: 123-1004 (293 amino acids)
Cellular component (GO): cytoplasm
Molecular function (GO): carbonate dehydratase activity; zinc ion binding
Source: RefSeq, a predicted model, not a curated record
AAUUUGUUAGAUUCCCAGUAUUGUUUAGCGUCUGGCGAUAAGAAGCUGCAGCAGACCCACAGAAGAAAAUCAAAUAUUUGAAUAGAGAAUUUUGCUAGGAGAAGCCCCAACGUUCGCAAGCGAUGUUGGCCCUCUUGUGGAGCAUUCUUACGACCCCGAUCGCAUUGAUUAUGAGCUAUGCCGCUGAAUCGAAGUUAUUGAUGGUUCUAGUUAGCUGCACCAUGGCUUUGAUAUUCAUCCUUAAUAUACAGGCAGGAUGCACCAUUUGCAAUGGUCUGAUCGAGUCCCUGUCAAGCAUUAAUUGUCAUAUCAGCAAAAGACAGUUGGAGAGGCAACCAUCGCCCAUUAACAUUGUGCGAAGCUUAGUUCAUCAGCGCAGGCAGCCAUGCCCACUCUUUUGGCACAACUAUUACGAGCUUCCCCAGGCUGUGCUGCUCGAGAAUAAUGGAAGCACUGUCAUUAUGCGGAUUGCUUGUGCUCCAGAAUUAACGCCUCAUCUGAGUGGCAUCGAACCGUCUGAAAAUUAUUACUUUGAGGAGGCCACUUUCAAAUGGGGUAUGCUGGAAUCGGAGCACUCGAUAGACUCUCUCAAAUUUGCACUGGAGAUGCAGGUUCUACAUCGAACCAAUCUUGCGAAUGCCAACUGUAAAUUCCUGACCAUAUCGUAUCUAUUUUCCAUUCUGGAGCAUAAUAAAAUUCUUGGCCAGGUUGUGGAUAACUUAGAAGCCAUUGUGGUGCCCGGCUCGUGUAUUGAGCUGCCCCCCUUUGAUCUCGGUUCGCUGGUGCGACCCUUUGACAGCGGCUACUACACAUAUCACGGCACCUACGAUAAUGGAGGCACCGUCCUGCCCACCAAAUGGCUAAUAUACUCGCGCACCUUUGGAAUGAGCUUGACCCAGCUGCGUCGCUUUGGCGAACUCUGCACCCACGAUGGCAGCCGCAUUGCCGGGAAUGCCCGCAAGACACAGCCACUGGGCAACAGAUGCGUACAAUAUCAGAACUAAGAAUUGUUAAAACAAUGCUGAGUCAUUUAUGUUAUUAUGUUUAUUAUUACGUAAUAGUCCAAAGAUAGUUCGGUAACUGCCUCACUUUCCCGUUAAGAUGGUUUGUGAAUUGUCGGUCUGUAUU